Molecule: messenger RNA, 933 nt
Organism: Mycotypha africana
Lineage: Eukaryota; Fungi; Mucoromycota; Mucoromycetes; Mucorales; Mycotyphaceae
Product: the adenylate sensor from Amp activated protein kinase complexed with Amp
Exons: 4
Coding region: 1-933 (310 amino acids)
Source: RefSeq, a predicted model, not a curated record
AUGCGCUCCUUCCUCAAACAACACACAGCAUAUGAUGUCUUACCAGUGAGUUACCGACUGAUUGUAUUUGACACUCGACUUUUGGUGAAAAAGGCGCUCAAUGCAUUGGUUCAAAAUGGUAUUGUAUCUGCUCCGUUAUGGUCAAGUGAAAAGCAACAAUUUGCCGGUAUGUUAACCGUAGCUGAUUUUAUCAAUCUGAUUCAAUAUUACUAUACCCAUGCUUCUGUUGACGAGGCAUUCCGAGAAAUUGAAAGUUUUGAAUUGGCCCAUUUACGAAAUGUUGAAAAACAUAUUGUGGGAGCUGCAGCCGUAGCUCCUCAGCUCACCAGUAUGGAUCCUAUGGCUACGCUUUACGAUGCUUGCCGUAUGUUAGCAGAAAGUCGAGUUCAUCGAGUCCCAUUGUUGGAUAGAGAACCGGAAACCGGAACAGAAAUGAUUGUCAGUGUGAUUACACAGUAUCGUAUACUGAAGUUUAUUGCUUCUAAUUUUAAAUAUUCGAAAGUUUUACGUCAAUCUUUAUCAGAAUUGAAGAUUGGAACUUAUAAAAAUAUAGCCACUGCUUCGAUGUCAACGCCAGUGAUUCAAGUGAUUAAUAUGUUUGUUGAGCAAAAUAUAAGCGCUGUACCGAUUGUUGAUUCCAAUAACGUUGUGUUAAAUGUAUAUGAAACAAUAGAUGUGAUGAGCAUCGCUAGGUCAGGGAGGUAUAAAGAAUUAGAUAUUCCAGUGGGUGAGGCAAUGGAAGCAAGACCUAAAAACUACCCUGGUGUACACACAUGUACUUUGAAUGACACAUUGGACUCUAUUUUCAAAACCAUUAGAAAAAAGAGAGUUUACCGCUUAAUUGUUGUGGAUCAAGACAACAAGUUGAUAGGCAUUGUUAGUUUGUCAAAUAUAUUAGGUUUUCUUGUUGGAUACAGGCGACCAAAAAAUUAA